AACUCUAAGCUCUUCAUUAAACCUCUAUACUUCAUUCCCCACCAUUUUUCUUGCCUUAAUCUUGUGAAACUCCACUUAAAAAACACAACGAAAACACGUUCUCAUUGUCACUUUACAGUACUGGUUCUCUUCAAUAACUUCACUUUCACUGAAUCUUUAAAAAAAAAAAAAGUUGAACAAACAAGAAGAAGAAAAAGCAAAAUUUGAAGAGCAACAAGAUGUCAUUUGUUUUGGGAGUUGUAGUUGGGCUUAUAGCUGGAGUUGGUUUAAUAGUUCUGUUUGUUAAAUCUGAAAAUUCCCGAUCCAAACUCCGUUCUGAACUGGCUGCUACAAUAGCAGCGUUUGCUAGAAUGACAGUGGAAGAUUUCAGAACGAUUUUUACACCUGACCACUAUCCUUCUUGGGUUGUUUUCUCCAAUCAGCAGAAGUUGAAGUGGCUUAAUUCUCAUCUUGAAAAGCUCUGGCCUUAUGUGGAUGAGGCAGCAUCAGAACUGGUAAGAUCAAGUGUGGAGCCAAUUUUGGAACAAUAUAGACCUAUGAUUUUGGCUUCAUUGAAAUUUUCCAAGUUUACUCUUGGUACUGUUGCUCCUCAAUUCACAGGAAUUUCUAUUCUUGAAGAUGGAAGUGAAGGUAUUACCAUGGAAUUAGAGAUGCAAUGGGAUGGGAACCCUAGCAUUAUACUCGAUAUCAAGACAUAUGUUGGUGUGGCGUUACCGGUGCAGGUGAAAAACAUUGGGUUUACUGGGGUUUUCAGGCUGAUCUUCAGGCCGCUUGUUGAUGAAUUUCCCUGCUUUGGAGCUGUUUGUUAUUCACUAAGGCAAAAGAAAAAGCUGGAUUUUACGCUUAAAGUGGUUGGUGGUGACAUGACAGCAAUACCUGGCAUUUCUGAUGCAAUUGAGGGCACUAUCCGCGAUGCUAUUGAAGACUCUAUCACAUGGCCAGUUCGAAAAAUUAUUCCCAUUUUGCCUGGGGAUUAUAGUGACCUUGAACUGAAGCCUACUGGAGUAUUGGAGGUGAAACUUGUUCAAGCAAAGGAGUUAACAAACAAAGACCUCAUUGGUAAAUCUGAUCCUUUUGCCGAGUUAUAUGUCCGCCCUAUACGAGAUAGAAUGAAAAAGAGCAAAACAAUUAACAACCAAUUGAACCCAGUGUGGAAUGAGCAUUUCGAGUUUGUAGUUGAAGAUCCGUUGACACAACACUUAGUGGUAAAGAUCUAUGACGAUGAAGGGCUUCAGGCAGCUGAACUAAUCGGAUGCGCACAUAUCCGUUUAAAUGAGCUUGAGCCUGGAAAGGUGAAGGAUGUCUGGUUGAAAUUGGUGAAAGAUUUGGAGAUCCAAAGAGACCAAAAGAACAGGGGACAGGUGCACUUGGAGCUAUUGUAUUGUCCUUAUGGCAUGAAGAAUGGGUUCAGUAACCCUUUUGCGCCGAAUGUGUCAAUGACUUCACUGGAGAAGGUACUUAAAAGUGGAGCAGAAGGAAAAGAAGCUGCCCAAAAUGGGGGUGAAAUCAACAGGCGAAAGGACGUAAUAGUACGGGGUGUACUUUCUGUAACGGUGAUAUCAGCUGAUGAUUUGGCCCCAACUGAUCUAAUGGGGAAAGCUGAUCCUUAUGUUGUGGUUACUAUGAAGAAGACUGAAACCAAGAACAAAACCAGGGUUGUGCCGGAAAGUCUAAAUCCAGUGUGGAAUCAGACUUUUGACUUUGUCGUUGAGGAUGGGUUACAUGAUAUGCUAAUUCUAGAAGUGUGGGACCAUGACACCUUUGGAAAGGAUUACAUGGGAAGGUGCAUAUUGACAUUGACAAGAGUACUAAUGGACGGUGAAUAUAAAGAAACCUUUGAAUUAGAUGGAGCAAAAUCAGGGAAACUCAACAUGCAUCUCAAAUGGGCACCACAGCCCAUAUACAGGGACUCCUAAUGAUGAAAAAUUUAUAGGAAUGUUUUUUUGUUGUUGUAAGACUUGUAUACAAUACAAGUUAAUUUUGUAUCUUUUGUUAUAGGCAGUGACAAUUUGUAGAACUAAUCAUUUUUGUAGAUAAUUGUUUGAUUAAUGCAGAGGAGAUAUUAAUGUAAAGCUGCAAAACUUCUGAAGUGAAGCUGAAGCUGGAGAAAGAAUAAAAUGUAGUAUAGGCUUACAUAUAUAAACUUGGAUUUAAGGCGUUUGUUUGGUUAUGGAGAUUUAAUUCUGUGUUAA
Molecule: messenger RNA, 2192 nt
Organism: Nicotiana attenuata
Lineage: Eukaryota; Viridiplantae; Streptophyta; Magnoliopsida; Solanales; Solanaceae
Product: synaptotagmin-5-like
Exons: 13
Coding region: 219-1916 (565 amino acids)
Cellular component (GO): endoplasmic reticulum
Molecular function (GO): lipid binding
Source: RefSeq, a predicted model, not a curated record